GCUGCGCGGGCGGCGGGCCGGCUGGCGUGCGCGCUGGCGGAGGCGCCCCCUCGGCAGGGCUGCGCGCGAGGUCCGGCGGCGAGGAGGCGGGUCCCUCCCCGGCCCCGAAGGCGAGCCGGCGGGGCGGAGGGCAGCUGCUGGCGAGCCGGAGCAUCCGCUGCGCCUCCCCGCCCGGGCGAUUCCGCGGGAGCGGCGGCCAGUGCCCCCUUUCGUGUGGAUUUCCCCGUGCUUGGCGCAUGAAGACUGCUCAUCCGUGAGAACAUUGCCUGGGGUCACUGUGAGACACAGAAAAUGGUGGGACUUAACAAGAAGCUUUUGGGAUCCUAACGGCACCAUAAGAAUGAAGAGAAGAGCCAUGGGGGUGCUUUGGCUGUGGGUGGCCUGCCUUCUUGGCCUGGCAGUGUCUCUAGAAGAAAUUCUUUUGGAUACUAUGGGGGAGACAUCUGAGAUUGGCUGGACUGCGCAUCCUCCUGACGGGUGGGACGAGGUGAGUGUCUUGGAUGACAAGAAGCAUCUUAUCCGUACCUUUGAGGUGUGCAAUGUUGGGGACCCAGGCCAGAACAACUGGCUUCGCACUCACUUCAUAGAGCGUCAGGGAGCCCGCCGGGUCCACGUCCGCCUCCGCUUUUCGGUGCGUGACUGCGCCAGUAUGAGGAACGUGGCCUCUUCCUGCAAAGAGACCUUCACACUUUACUAUCACGAGGCGGAGGCAGAUGUGGCCACUCCAGAGCACCCCGAGUGGCACGAGGGACCGUGGACCAAAGUGGAUACAAUUGCGGCCGAUGAGAGCUUCUCGCAAGUGGACAGCACUGGGAAGGUGGUGAAGAUGAACGUGAAAGUGCGCAGCUUUGGGCCGCUUGCCAAACCAGGAUUCUAUUUAGCCUUCCAGGACUCGGGGGCUUGCAUGUCCUUGGUGGCUGUCCAGGUCUUCUUUUACAAGUGCCCCACCGUAGUGAGGGGGUUUGCCUCCUUCCCAGAGACCUUUGCUGGAGGGGAAAGGACGUCGUUGGUGGAGGCGCUGGGGACUUGUGUGGCGGAUGCGGAGGAAGCAAGCACGACCGGCCCCUCUGGAGUGCGGCUGCAUUGCAACGGGGAAGGCGAGUGGAUGGUGGCCAUUGGGAGGUGUGCCUGCCGUGCCGGCUUUGAGCCUGCGGAUGACGAGAAGAUCUGCAAAGCUUGCACUCCUGGCACCUUCAAAGCCUCUGCGGGUGACUCCUCUUGUAGUCCCUGUCCUGCCCACAGCUCUUCUUCCAUGCCAGGCUCCAGCGAAUGUGCCUGCCAAGCCCGAUACUACCGUUCAUCUUUGGACACCUCUGAUGCUCCCUGUACCAGCACCCCUUCAGCCCCGCGUGACCUUAGCUACGAGAUUGUCGGCUCCAACGUCCUGCUGACCUGGCGUCUCCCGAAGGAGUUGGGCGGCCGAAAGGAUGUUUUCUUCAACGUUAUCUGCAAGGUGUGCCCGACAGGGUCCCUGGGGCCUUGUGUGCGUUGUGGGGACAGCGUCCAGUUCGAGCCACGCCAGGUAGGGUUGACGGAGAGCCGGGUCCAAGUCUCUAACCUCCUGGCCCGCGUGCAGUACACCUUCGAGGUCCAAGCUGUCAACCUGGUGACUGAGUUGAGCCCAGAUGCCCCCCAGUACGCCGCCAUCAAUGUCAGCACCAGCCAGGCAGUCCCUUCUGCUGUUCCUAUGAUGCACCUGGUGAGCCGCACAAUGAGCACCAUCACUUUGUCUUGGCCACAGCCAGACCAGCCAAACGGGAUCAUCUUGGACUAUCAGCUGCGAUAUUUUGACAAGUCAGAAGAUGAGGACAACUCUUUCAUGGUAACCAGUGAGACGAAUAUGGCCACCAUCUCCAAUCUGAGCCCAGGGAAGAUAUAUGCCUUCCAAGUGCGAGCCCGGACAGCAGUGGGUUAUGGGCCCUACAGUGGAAAGAUGUAUUUCCAGACCCUGGUGGGAAGUGAGCGCUCUGUGAUGGUGCAAGACCGACUGCCACUUAUUGUGGGUUCAGCUCUUGGGGGUCUCGCCUUCCUGGUCAUUGCAGCCAUCGCCAUCCUCGCCAUUGUCUUCAAGAGCAAGAGGCGAGAGACUCCUUACACAGAUCGCCUACAACAGUACAUCAGCACGAGGGGCCUUGGGGUUAAAUAUUACAUUGAUCCCUCCACCUAUGAAGAUCCUAAUGAAGCUAUUCGAGAAUUUGCCAAGGAAAUUGAUGUGUCUUUUGUCAAGAUUGAGGAGGUCAUUGGAUCAGGAGAGUUUGGAGAGGUGUGCUUUGGGCGACUGAAGCCUCCAGGAAAACGAGAAUACACUGUGGCUAUUAAGACCCUGAAGACCGGCUACACUGAUGAGCAGCGCCGGGAGUUCCUGAGCGAGGCCAGCAUCAUGGGCCAGUUUGAACACCCGAAUGUCAUCCGUCUAGAAGGUGUGGUCACCAAGAGCCGUCCCGUCAUGAUCGUCACGGAAUUCAUGGAGAACGGAUCUCUGGAUUCUUUCCUCCGGCAAAAGGAAGGGCAGUUCAGUGUGCUGCAGCUGGUGGGAAUGCUGCGGGGCAUAGCAGCCGGCAUGCGUUACCUUGCAGACAUGAAUUACGUCCACCGGGAUUUGGCUGCCCGAAAUAUCCUAGUCAACAGCAACCUGGUUUGCAAGGUGUCUGAUUUUGGGUUGUCGCGGUUCUUAGAGGAUGAUGCGUCAAAUCCAACUUACACAGGAGCCUUGGGUGGCAAGAUCCCAAUUCGCUGGACUGCCCCAGAAGCCAUCCAGUAUCGCAAAUUCACGUCCUCAAGUGAUGUCUGGAGCUACGGCAUCGUGAUGUGGGAGGUCAUGUCUUAUGGCGAAAGACCUUAUUGGGAUAUGUCAAAUCAAGAUGUUAUUAAUGCUCUCGACCAGGAUUAUCGCCUGCCGCCUCCCCCGGACUGCCCCACAGUCUUGCACCUGCUGAUGCUGGACUGUUGGCAGAAGGAACGGGUCCAAAGGCCCAAAUUUGAGCAAAUUGUUAAUGCCUUGGACAAGAUGAUCCGCAAGCCAUCCGCCCUCAAAGCCACUGGCACAGGGAACAGCAGACCAUCCCAGCACCUGUUGAGCAACUCGCCUCCCGACUUCCCAUCCCUCACCAACGCCUAUGAGUGGCUGGACGCCAUCAAGAUGGGUCGCUACAAGGAGAACUUUGACCAAGCGGGCCUGACAACCUUUGAUGUCAUCUCUCGCAUGACUUUAGAGGACAUCCAGCGCAUCGGCAUCAGCCUGGUCGGUCAUCAGAAGAAGAUCCUCAACAGCAUCCAGCUCAUGCGGGUCUACCUCAAUCAGCUUGAACCCGUCGAGGACAGAUCGGUUGAACUCUGAACCUAGUUUGGGAGUUUGUGGAACUUGAACCCAAACUGCUGUGGGCAAGCAAGAAGAAUGGAAAGCAUCUCAUGGUCAAUGGCCACAAGUCCUUUUUGAGAGCACAGAGUUACUUUUGCCAUUUCCAACUGGCUACUGAGACCAGAGGAAAGGAAAUAAAACAUUUGAUGGAGAAAUCAGAGUCCACACAAGGAUUUCUCAGAACUACAUGUCGGUCUCCGAGGGGCUGCCGCUGGCCUUCUGAAGGGGUCAGAGACUGCGGGCUGUUUAAUCCAAAGAGGUUUACAAAUAAAAUUUAGUGCAUUUCAACUCUGAGAGAUGAUUCCCAUAGAACGCCAGCAGCUUUGACGUGUACCGUAUGGGAGAGCAGGCCUCUGUGCAGCUUCUUAAACAGCAUUGCUCUAGAUA
This is a messenger RNA of Eublepharis macularius, 3745 nucleotides long. Its product is annotated as ephrin type-B receptor 5. NCBI's taxonomy places the organism in Eukaryota, Metazoa, Chordata, Lepidosauria, Squamata, Eublepharidae. Gene Ontology annotation, biological process: axon guidance; cell surface receptor protein tyrosine kinase signaling pathway; central nervous system projection neuron axonogenesis. Gene Ontology annotation, cellular component: plasma membrane; neuron projection. The record is from RefSeq and is a predicted model, not a curated record. The transcript is spliced from 18 exons. The coding region runs from base 341 to 3337 and encodes 998 amino acids. Gene Ontology annotation, molecular function: ATP binding; protein binding; transmembrane-ephrin receptor activity.